Messenger RNA from Coregonus sp. 'balchen', 1866 nucleotides. Lineage: Eukaryota; Metazoa; Chordata; Actinopteri; Salmoniformes; Salmonidae. The record is from the annotation of a GenBank genome assembly.
GCAGUAAAGGAUGCUGUGUGAGGGACAGAAAUACCUAUGCUCGGUCAAGCAAACUACUAGAUACAUCAUAUUCCUCUCUGUACUGCUAGCUACAUUAUUGCUGUGACUCAUGUGCAAGGUCAGCUGACCAACCGUGUCCGUUCUUUCGUUCGUUUGGACCAGAGUCAGUGUGUACUUGUUGUUUGGGGUCUGUAGCUAGCUAGCUGGCCAUCUUGGCUAUAUUUGAUAAAACACUACCGUAACGUUACGCAAAAGGGGGAGGAAUCCAAGUGAGCACUGAAUCCUGGAUAGAAGUCACGUCGCUAAAAGAAGAAAUAUGUUACUGUAAAUGCUGUCACUAUAAAUGGUUAGCUGGCAAAUUGAGCUAGCUAACGUUAGCUAGCUUAGCUUGCUAGCUAACUGAUUACUAUGCUAGCGAAGCUUAGCAAACAGCCAGGGAACUGUUGGGAUUGCUAACUAACUUUGGUUGAUAACGUUAGCAGUUUGAAAGCUCUACUAAAUAUAUUUGCAAUAUUUCUCAAACUUCGCUAACUGCAAUUUGAACAGUGUUAGUUAGCAAGCUACUUAACGUUAGGCCAUCUGGGGAAACCUCGUUUGCUAACGUAGUAAGCUAAGUUACCUUUUGGCGCUAGCUAGGUAACCUAUCUAUUUAGCGUGCUUACUAGCUAGCUAGCUAUUGUUUGCAACGUUUGAUCAGUGUGGUAACAUUAUUAGGCUAGCUAAAGCAACAGUACCUAUGGCUUCUUGCUUUCAGAUCCAAACCUGUAGAGAACUGACUGGCUGGCCAGCUCAUAUACUUGUUGCCUAGGAGUUUUCUGUGACAAGGGAUAAUGUCCCAUCACUGAAGAUGGGAGGCAGUGGAUCCAAGGUGAAAGGUGCUUGGCCAUUUGCUGGUUCAGGAGCUGGAGGGGAUUCAGGCAGUGAGGGGCAAGAAGACCAGUCUGUGGCCCGACUCAAAGGGACCAGAAAAGCAACCCCAUUUAUUUUCACAAGAAGGAGGUAAUAAUGUGUGCUAAAUGCAAUAAUAUGUAGGCCUAUAUGAUAUGUGUAUAUAAUCUACCACAUGGUAGAUCUUUAAAUGAGUAAAGUGCUUUCCAUUCUGCUCAUUUUUCUUUUGUGUUUUUAGCUCUCUCUACUAUGACGAGGAUGGGGACCUGGCUCAUGAGUUCUAUGAAGAGACUGUGGUGACAAAAAAUGGCCGGAAGAGGUCCAAGCUGAAGAGGAUUCAGAAGAACCUCAUCCCUCAGGUGAGCAGACUGACAGUGUUGGAAAUGUUUCCAGUUACCUUUGGGUGUUGUUUAUAAUUAAUAGCGUGGAUAUUGUUAUCUGUUUGCAGGGAAUUGUGAAGCUAAACCACCCCCGGAUCCAUGUAGAUUUCCCUGUCAUCCUCUGUGAGGUGUGAAUCCCACUGGGGUGGUCUAACAUGGAAAAGACACACGUCAGUCAGUCUGCCCCACACUACAACCGCUCCAUCCUGAACGCUAGUGUUCCUCUGAGAAGAUGGGUGGGAUGUCUGACUACACUCAGAAGCUGUGAACAGACCACCAGAGCUAUGUUGCGGAGAGAAAGAAAGGGGAGGAGAUAGAGUAAAAGUUCUGCCUUCUGUGAUGUAGAGAAGUAUGUCUGUGUGAAAGAAAGGUAGCAAGAUAAGGGAAGGUUUAGGAAUUCCCACUGUAUAUGUUGACCAUUUUCAUGUUCUAAUAUUAUCAUAUCUAAGUCUGCCUCUGUGAUUGGAGGCCAGACCUGCACUAGUGAACUUUUUAAUGUAAAAAAAUAAAUAAAUAGCUGUCUGAGUUGGAAAUACUUGAAUAAAUGGUUUACCAGGCUGAAAGACUGUGUUGAGGUAAUCCCCUUUAUUAUCCAGUC